Molecule: messenger RNA, 2353 nt
Organism: Onychostoma macrolepis
Lineage: Eukaryota; Metazoa; Chordata; Actinopteri; Cypriniformes; Cyprinidae
Exons: 7
Coding region: 116-721 (201 amino acids)
Source: RefSeq, a predicted model, not a curated record
UGUUCUGGAUGGCCCAGUGUGUCUUCAAAGGGAGGACUUUUGGAGCCUGGGGCUAGAUGAGGAGAUUGGGAAUGCGUGCUUCAGGCUGGUAGAGGAGGCAGCCAGGCGACAGGGAAUGGAUGUCCACAUUGCUGACCUAUAUGACGUCCCUACAUGGAAACUAAGGGAACCUAGUUUGCCGUACUCCCUCUGCAUCUGUACUGGUGCCCAGUUUCACUUUUUGGAUGCUGACAUACCAUCUAUUCGGAAGUGGUGGUGUCUCCAGAUUCUGGAGAAAUUGUCAGUUGCAAGGCAUGGGCAGCACUUCGGACAGCGCUUUGCCUUCUGGACAGAGGCGGCAGAACAGCUGAUGGCAGGCAGCCUACCACCUAUUUAUAGGAUUUCUCGACCCCAAAUAGUCAAGGAGGAACAGAUAGAAGUGGAGGAGCUGCCCCUCACAUUGAAACAUAUGUACCAGGCGGAAUACAUUGUGAGGAACAGUUCUGGGCUUUUCACUGGCCAGGUGCAAGAACCGUCAUUCAUGUUGAUGGAUCAUGAUGACCAGAUGAAUGCAUGGAGGGUGCUGGAGGAGUCGACGGAGUGGGAUGCCAAGGAGCCUUUCAUGUUCAUUUUUGAAAAUAUCCAGGACAUGGAAGCAUUCAUGCUUAUUUGCAGAGACACCCUCAACCUGAGAGUAAAUGCUGGAUGUGGGGUGCACAGUCACCCAUAUACAGUUUGUUAGUGUGUGAGAGUAUAUCUGGGUGACUGUGCACCCCACAUACUGUUUGUUAGUGUGUGUGUGACAAUUUGUUUUUCUUUUUUUCUCAUUUCUUAUUAAAAAUACUCUGGUUCACUAGCUCACCAAUAUGUCUCAUGUCACUUCUGUGUGCAUACUAUGCUUUCUUUCAAGUCAUUUCCAUUGUCAGUUUGAAAUACUUUAUAAUGUUUCCCCAGACUUGUUUGUAGUUCUUUCUUCAUGUAAGUGCAGAUAGUCUAGGCAGAAAUGCAUAUUGUGUUGUCUUCUGUAAACACCAUUGAAGGGAUUAUUUUCCUCAUUUAGAUUAUAUAGAUAGAUAUAUUAGGCUAUAUAGACCCAUACUAAUACAAAAUCACUCAACCUGAAGCUAACUAAUAUUAGCAGCUUUUAAUAAAAAAAAAAUGACACAAACUGUCUUUGACGAUACUACUGACCUCAGAUCGAAACACUGCAAGUUAAGUAGGCCUAAUGCCAAACAGCAAUGCAUCCCAAAGGGGAGUAUGGAGGAAACUGAAGUUUUACAGUGACAGAAAGACUUUAUUCCACAUGUAACCAAAAUCGUGUAUGUUCAUGUUCAACAACUCCUUUAUUAUUUUGGAUUGUCAACCACGUAAACACAUCGUAAUGCAUAGCGUAAGCUACAUUUAAAAACAUCAAAAUAGACCCGCCAUGAACUGUUAAAUGAAAAACACAAUGUAGCCUACAAAGAUCUGCCGGCAGUUGUGCCGCCUGGCUGUUAAGUGUUUCGUCGCGUGACGUUUUCUACUACGUAAUUACGCGCAUGCGCAGAACGAAUCGUGCAGGUGGAACGGAUCGUGUACUCACAGGUAGCACAAAAAGAGAUGGAAACCCAGUUUGUGUGAGCAGUAAAUGCGGUAAAUUUACCGGAAAAGACAGUCCGUCAAUUUAGGACUAUUUAUCAUGUGUGAAAGCUGCCGUUGUACCAUGAGAAAAAUUUUCUCAAACUGUUCUUAUUCGAUUAUUAUCAUUAUCAUUACUUUCUUCAUAAUAUGCCAUUUCUUUUUGUUGUGUGGCUGAUGUUUUAAAAUUAAUUUAAAUAAAACUGUUAAGACCGUUACCUCAGAAAAAACGCAGUGUGGGGUCCUCUCAGAAGUGAGUCGGGACUGUGUGCGCGAUGGUCACAGACCUCAGCUUAUAUAGGCUCGCUGCCAAGAAUUUGACAGAAGUUUGUAAUUUAAUAUAUUUUAUUUUUGACAAAUUUAAUGUACAUUUACAUAAUGAUACCUUGCGUAAUACUACUAAAUGACCAAAAAUAAUAAUAAUUCUGCGAUGGGGCUCCCUACCCCAAUAGUGGUGUAAGAAUUAACACGCUGCGGCAGUGCUUUCUCUGAACACAACAGUUAUCCUCUCAAAAGAAACCACGUAACAUAUAAUAAAGGUGUAUCAUUGCACAUUUCCCGCCAGUCCUGUGUAAACUACAGCACGCAAAGUUUUUUAUUUAUUUAUUUUUUAAUAUCGUGAGAUGGCGGAGUGCAAGAGAACACAGUCUGAAAUAGCUACUCACUUGAUCUUGCUCGUCUGCUCACUCUUGGUGAUGUCUGUGCCCUGGCCUAAACGAUAUUAAUGACGGAAAACUGUCCUCCUCGGGGUAGUCUG